Messenger RNA from Sceloporus undulatus (fence lizard), 3439 nucleotides. RefSeq names its product zinc finger HIT-type containing 6 (gene ZNHIT6). NCBI's taxonomy places the organism in Eukaryota, Metazoa, Chordata, Lepidosauria, Squamata, Phrynosomatidae. Bases 134 to 982 code for a protein of 282 amino acids. The record is from RefSeq and is a predicted model, not a curated record. Gene Ontology annotation, cellular component: pre-snoRNP complex; nucleus. Gene Ontology annotation, biological process: maturation of LSU-rRNA from tricistronic rRNA transcript (SSU-rRNA, 5.8S rRNA, LSU-rRNA); box C/D snoRNP assembly; snoRNA localization. The transcript has 11 exons.
ACUGCCUUUUGUUACUCUGCGGGAGGACUUUUCCCCCGGCUGCCGCCAGGGAGCGGUGUCUGGAUUCCACAGGCCAUGAUCAUUCAGGGCCUCUCUAGGCAUCCGCGAGGAGGAGACAAGACGGAGGACCAUCAUGGCGGAGGAGGAGUCCCAGAGCAGCAGCAGCAUCAGCAAUGUCCCUGAGGGCGCCAGAAGGAAGAUGGCGACGCGGAGAUGUGAAAUAUGUAACACAGAAGAAGCAAAAUAUCGGUGUCCACGUUGUAUGAAAUACUCAUGCAGUUUGGCUUGUGUGAAAAAGCAUAAAACCACACUCAACUGUAAUGGUGUCAGAGAAAAGACAGCUUUUGUUUCCGUGAAUGAGUUCAGUGACUUAAAUCUUCUAAGUGAUUAUAGGUUUCUGGAAGAUGUGGCAAGAACAGCUGAUAGUGCUGGUCGAGAUGAUAUUUCCCAUAAACCAAAAAGCAAUAAAUUUGUACAAUUCUUGAAGAAUCGAGCUCGAAGAUAUAAUAUCCACCUACAAACUUUGCCAAUUGGAUUCACAAAGAGGCGAGAGAAUUCUACAUUCUUUAACAAUAAAGAACAAAAGUUCUACUGGCACUUGAAGCUCAUUUUUCCUCACAGUCAUGCUAAAUUCACAGAAAAAAGGGUGCCAGAUGAUAAACCUUUAUGUGACAUCCUUAAAGCCUAUGUUGAUCCUCAAGCAUCUGAUCCUGUCAUUUGUCAAAGAUUAAAAAUCUAUACAACAUCCUCUCAAUCUGACAUAAAAAUUCUAAUGAAAGUAGAAAACAGACCACACAAUUCGACCAGGUAUGAAGAACUAGAUGUUAACAAAGGUCUUCGAGACAAUUUGAGAGGGAAGGUUGUCAUCGAAUAUCCAACUUUGCAUGUGAUUUUGCAAAAGUUCAAGACAGAUAUGGUGCUUCUUGGACAUAGUAAUGAAGAUAUGCUUGUUGAGGCCAUCGAUAGUACAGGAAGACACUGAUUGCUUUGAGGAUUGAAGGAAAUCAAUUCUCACAUACCUAUGUCAGUGAUUCCUGCUGUGUUCUGCAAGGAGACACUAGUGACUAAAGGAUUUUUCAUGAACAAUCUGUAACAUUUAUCUGAGAAUCACCUAGAUCAACAUUUUCAAAGGGAGGCUACUGUGAAUAUUUCCCCUUUUUAUAAAGACUUGUUCUCCAUCUCUCCAUGGGUAAGAAACCACUAUAUGAUUUCUUUUUUAUGUAUCCAAAAGCCCCAUGUGCUUGUGAAAGUUAACUAUACUUGACAAUCCAGAGUUCCAGAUUCAAACAUCACAAGGAACACACAAAGGGCUUGUUUGCCAUUUCCAUUUCCAGCAGGAACAACAUUGAAAAGGUGCACUAAAGCUCUGUCUUGUGUCUAGUAAUCCAGACUUCUAAAGAAUCAGGCAUAUUUUAAAGAAUUCUGGUUUGGUGUUUUGGUUGGAAGGAUCAGAAUGUCUUCCUCACUGAUACCUAACUAGUCCAUUCUGAACUCAGUUUGGAAUUGCAGUACUUGAAUCCUAUGGCCUUGGAUUCCAACAAGCGCAGCCUUCCCAGAGAACACAUUUUUAGAAUAUAAAUGACUUUUCAAAUCUGCUGUGUCGCUUGUAUAUAGAAUAUAGUACUGAGAUGACAAUUGUGUGUCACAUAACUGAUUGCAGGAUGUGUGUUAAUAGCAAGGCAGAUAGUUCCAAUCCUACACAUUGGUUUAUUGCUACAUCUGUACUGCAGAUGAAAUCCAUCUUUGUUUUUCCCAGCAAUCAUCAUAUGUGGACUUUCUCCAGUUUUAAUUCCAUUUCUUGGACACUUUCAAUUAAUUUUAUGAAAGUCCACCUUCUUUUUAUUCAUUUCUGAAGCUGCUUUUCCACAAUAUGCAACAUGAAUCUUCAUUUGGAGAGUCUGGUGACCCACAUAACUUUUCUCCCAUUAUAUCAAUGUGAGUGUCUUGUGGUGUCCUUUGCUGCCAAUGUUAUAUGAAUUUUAGUAUUUGCUGGAAAAAACAAAAUACUCAUAGUACACAGGAAGCUAAGUAAGACGUCACAACAGCCCCCUAAAAUGUCUUUGGCGAAAUUGCUGGCUGCUGCAUAUCCUCCUUUUGGCCACAAUUUUAUACAAAAUCUGCAACUUGAAAUAUAUCAGAUACAGAUGAUUCUUCCACAGAAAAUCCUUCAUAGGACACCAUGCUUUCACCGUUUUAUUGAAUCAGAGGGCACAACUUAAAAUCAGCCUAUGCUCUUUUGUUUUAGGUUUAAUAUUUUCCUCGGUACAAGAAUAUGUCUCCCUUACAGAAAUAUUGAAAUUCGUAGCAGAAUUCCGAAAAAAAAUUUUUUUUUAAAUUAUUUGCUCUGCUCUGGCCUAGGUUAGGCUUACUAGGACCUGAUUUUCCUCCAUCCAGUUAUUUCAGUGUGUUGUUUUAUUAAAUUAGCAUUUUUAAAAGUGGAAAUCAGUAAUCACAAUGAACAGAACAAAUAGUUCAAAAACUACAUAAACUUCUACAGAGUUUGAAUUCUUCCCUAAUUAUGUACAUUUACCGUCAUGUCCUUAUCUGUUGUCCUUCUGAUGUUGCCAUUGAUUGUAUAGUGGGCCAUAACAUGAAUUUCUAGAAUGAAAAAAAACCCCUCAAAAUAUGGAAACUAGGUAUCUUUAUAAUAAUCUGAGUCAUUUUCGCCAUUCACAUAUUUCAGUUUGCUAAUUGGUUUUCCUAGAAGUACCCUUUUCUGUAUUCUGUUUAGCCAAGAACUCUGUAUUACUCUUCGUAGUGCCUUCAAUUUGUAAGUGACUUUCAUUCUGGUUGAUGAUAGUUUGUUGAGUCUUACAAAUUGAAAGCAAGCUAUUCCAGGAUUACAUACUCUUUUCUUUACUGCAGAAAAAUGUACAGUUCUAAAAAUGAAUUUUGCCAAAUCUAGCCGAGUACAGGCGCUGUUAAUAAAUCCUCUGACAAAGAAGCAUCUUUUUAUAAGUCUUUUUAUGCUAGCCCGGCCCGUUGUUUCCUCUGCCUAGCUGGAAGAAUUUUAUUAGCAUUGGAACUGGGAAGCUGAAGAUGGAGGUCUGGAGAAACACAUAUUUUAGUAUCAGGUUGUAGCAAUGUGUCUGCAGUAAACAAUGCAGUAAAGUUUAAGCUGGGAAAGAAUGGAGUUCAACUGUAGUCGAUCUUACUAUAAUUGUAUGUGCAAGCCUACAACAGGCAAGGUAAACAGCCGCUGCCUCCAGAAUCCCCUACUGAGCAUGUGUGAAGAGCAAAACAGAGAAAUCGGGAAAUCAGAUAUUUUUUAAAAACCCAUAGAUAUGACCACCAAAAUGGAACUGAUAAAUAAAAUGAAGGGAAAAUAAUUCCUCAAUACAUUUUGGAAGAAGCUUUCAGGUGAACCAUAGAGGGUUCAAAAAUGCUUUUUGUAACUUAUGCAAGCCUUACUUUCACAUGUGCAUACUGUUUUGGAUAA